Messenger RNA from Colletotrichum graminicola M1.001, 1365 nucleotides. RefSeq names its product FAD binding domain-containing protein. Gene Ontology annotation, molecular function: flavin adenine dinucleotide binding. Lineage: Eukaryota; Fungi; Ascomycota; Sordariomycetes; Glomerellales; Glomerellaceae. Bases 1 to 1365 code for a protein of 454 amino acids. The record is from RefSeq and is a predicted model, not a curated record. The transcript has 2 exons.
AUGGACUCAAAACACUUUCUUAGACGUUUCUUCGUCGCUUCGCUUCUUUGUCUUACUUCUGCUCACAUCCUCGAUCAGUCAAACAGCAAAGCAUCUGAGUUACAGACAUGCUUGACCACUGCUGGGGUUCGAAAUGCUAUCAGCACUGACGACACCUGGGCCAACGACACCGCUGGUUUCCAGAAACGCAUCAAAGUCGACCCUGCUGCUAUAUCAUUCCCAGAGAACAAUGAUCAGAUCGCGCUCUCUCUAGACUGCGCACGGAAUGCAUCCACUUCGGCUUCGGUUCUCGGUGCCGCGCACUCUUUCCAGGCCUACGCAUGGCUGCCUUCAACUCUGUCUCUUGACGCGGCUACCAACCGCCUCACAUACGGCGGAGGCUUCCACGUCGGACCCGUCCUCAAAUACCUCUGGGAUAAACACGGUCGUCAUUUUCCCCACGUCCGUGGUGCCAAUGUCGGUCUGGCUGGCUCCAGCAUUGGUGGUGGUUUCGGCUCCACUUCCCGCCACCUCGGUAUUCCCAUGGACAACCUCAAGUCUGUUGAAUACAUGCUGUACAACGUUACCAUCGUCAACGCGCCUAAGGGCUCUGACAUCUUCUGGGCCGCCCAAGGUGCUGGCGCCUCCUUUGGUGUCCUGCUCUCCGUCAUCACCAAUACCUACAAGCCCGUUUUCGACACCGCUGUGAACUUCACUAUCAACGCCGGUGACCUGACCUCCACCAAGGCUGUGAAAUCCCUCAUUGCCAUCCAGAGGUACUCGCUUUCCAAGGAUUGUACCGAUGAGUUGGCCCUCCGCUGGUCUCUCAGCGGCCCCCCCUACAUGGCAAACGGCUUUUUCUACGGAGAUGCUGCCGGUUUCGACACUGUUAUUGCACCUCUUCUCAGAUCCCUCAACGAUAUCGCUGGCAGUGUCACAGUACAGAAGACUGAGCUGCCCUUCUGGGACAUGGAGGUUGCCGUUGCCGGCGCAGGCAUGAAUCAGCCCAACGAAAGCGCCCUCAGCGGACGAAGUUUCUACACUCAGUCUUUGACUACCACCACAGAUCGCCCCCUCACAGUUGAGCAGGCCAAGGUUCUCUAUGAGAGUACUAGCUUUUCUUUCAACCGUACCGACAUGCGCAAGUCCGGCUUCAUUGAUCUCUGGGGCGAUGUCUCUCGCGAUAUCUCAGACACCGACACUAGCUUUGCCCACGGCAAAAACCUCUGGCUCAUUCGCUGGGAUUUCAACUCCGUUGAUGUCAACAGCUAUCCUGCUGAUGGCCCCGCUUACAUGAAGAGUCUCAUUAAGCCCUUUGAGGAGGCUCUGGUUGCCAGCGGUGCUCCUCUCCGUGGAUUUGUCAACUACGCCGACACCGAACUCUGA